Messenger RNA from Rhinolophus ferrumequinum (greater horseshoe bat), 2639 nucleotides. It is a transcript of the gene KCNRG, whose product is annotated as potassium channel regulator. Gene Ontology annotation, biological process: protein homooligomerization; negative regulation of delayed rectifier potassium channel activity. Bases 583 to 1404 code for a protein of 273 amino acids. Lineage: Eukaryota; Metazoa; Chordata; Mammalia; Chiroptera; Rhinolophidae. The record is from RefSeq and is a predicted model, not a curated record. Gene Ontology annotation, molecular function: protein binding. Gene Ontology annotation, cellular component: endoplasmic reticulum. The transcript is spliced from 2 exons.
AAAAACGGUAGCAACUAAAUUUAAAGUACAGAAGAAUCAUUCUAGUUAAAAGAAAAAUCAGAUUAAGCUGCUAGUUAAGGGAAUGGCUGUCUGUCAUCCCUAACUGACAAUUCAUGAUUGGAAUUGCUAAAGGGACCAUCAGGAACCAUAACAAUGUUUCUCUGUAAAUCUGCCAUGAUUAGAGGUCUGGGGGAGGGGAGUGCUUUUCUGUACCCAGUAUUUAUAUUUUUAAAGUACAGAUUUACAAAAGGUUUUCAUGGAGAAUUUUUUUAUGAAAUACAGGAAUCUAUUUGACAUCUAUCCUCAGAUGUAUUGACAGCUUCCUUAAACUAUCCAGUUCCUCAUCUGUUGUUUUUUUCAUUUUGUAUACUGCAAGUUCCCAAGCAACUCAAAUGUGUAAACACAGCUAUAGAUACAAUAUUUACUUUUACAGUAGUUACCUGGGAAUCUAGGUCUGUUUAUUUUCCCCUCCUCUUCACUUACUAAUCAUAUAUAACUAGCAACAUUUAUGGUUAUAGUUUGAUUUACAAGUUCCUCAGUCUUGUUGAUCGUUUCUAGCCUCUAGUUUGAAGUAAGAGAAGAAUGAGUGGUCAGGAACUGGUCACUUUGAACGUGGGAGGGAAGAUAUUCACAACAAGGUGUUCUACCAUAAAGCAGUUUCCUGCCUCUCGGUUGACACGAAUGUUAGAUGGCAGAGACCAAGAAUUCAAGAUGGUUGGUGGCCAGAUUUUUGUGGACAGAGAUGGUGCUUUAUUUAGUUUCAUCUUAGAUUUUUUGAGAACUCAACAGCUUUUAUUACCCACUGACUUUUCUGACUAUCUUAGGCUUCAGAGAGAGGCUCUUUUCUAUGAACUUGAUCCUCUGGUUGAUCUCUUAAACCAAGAACACUUGCUACAGCCAAAACCCGCUCUUGUGGAGGUGCAUUUCCUAAGCCGAAACACUCAAGCUUUUUUCAGGGUGUUUGGCUCUUGCAGCAAAACAAUUGAGAUGCUAACUGGGAGGAUUACAGUGUUUACAGAGCAACCUUCUGCACCUACCUGGAGUAGGAGCUCUUUCCUUCCUCAGACGACCUUACUUCCUCUGCCUCCUCAAAGACCUUCUUACCAUGACCUGGUUUUCCAGUGUGGCUCUGGCAGCACUACUGAUAACCAAACUGGACUCAGGUACGUUUCUAUAAAACCCGACAACCGAAAAUUGGCCAACGGAACUAAUGUCCUCGGUUUACUGAUUGACACUUUAUUAAUGGAAGGCUUCCAUCUGGUCAGCACUAGAACAGUAUCUUCUGAAGACAAAACCGAAUACUAUAGCUUUGAAAGAAGGAAAAGGCCUGAAGCUCUUGCCAUGAACAAAACAGUGAAACCAGAGACUACUGUCAUGCCAGAGCAAUCUCAGAAAAAGAAAUGAGAUUCUUAAAUUUUUUUUUAAAGGGAAAUUGUCAUUUUCUUGUAUGGAGAUUCCAUAUUUAGGGCAAACAUGUUCAUUGGAUAUGUAUGUACUCUGCCUAACUUUUUGGCCUUGUCCCCCACCGUGCCUUCUGGGGCAGCUACACCUCAACAAUGCUUAUGCCACAAUGACUGCUUGCUACUUUCUGAACAACACCAUGCACCUGGCACCUUGGCACAUACUCCUCUGCUGCCAGGCCUCUUGCCCUUUUUCUUCUUGAAUACUUACAUUCUUUCAAGAAUGGGCUCGAGAAUCAUACGGCUUGAUUUCUAAUCACUGACUAGCUAUAUGACUUGGGCAAAUCAUUUAACCUAUUUGUGCCUCAACUUCGUCAUCUAUCAAAUGGGGAUAACAAGUACAUGUCCCUUAUAAGAUACAUGAGGAUUAAAAGAGAUAAUGUACUCAACACAUUCCCUGGCACAUAGCAGGCACUCAGUAACUAGCAGUAGUGAGUGAUAAUGAAGACGGGUGGCCUACUUUCAAUUGCACCUCUUCUGUGAGACCUUGUUUUCCUCCUUUUUCAGGCAUAUUAAUCAGCUGUUUCCUCUGCAGAGAUUUAUGCCAUCAUAAAAACAAAUUUUUCUCACUUGAUUGUGAGCUCGAUCCACUCAAUAGUGCUAAACAGUGAGAGAAAUAUGUUUGUUACUAAUUAACACCUACAUUUGGUGAAAAACUUUUGAAUAACCCCUCCUAACAUUUAAAAUACACAUAUAAUUUGAAUUAGUGAUUUCUCUUGUAGGAAUUCUUAUAUAUAUGUCAUUUUAAACAGUAGGAUAAACAUUUAGAAAAGGCAUCAGUAAGUCAAAGAGGACCAGGUACUUUGUACAUGGUAGGGUUAAAAACUGUUGAGUGAAAGCAGUUGAGCACCAUUUUAAAAAGUAUAGUUCAUUCAAAAACACCUGUUAAACAUUUGUUAAGACACUAUACUAAGUUUUCAGGAUUAAAAAAUGAGUAAGGAAAAAAAAUCCAUAUUCUCAAGGAGCUCACAUUCAAGUGAGAACAUAUAUCAUCAUAACAGCAAAAGAUUAGAAAUAAACAAGUUCAUCAGUAGGGAAUGAGUAAAUUAUGGUUCAUACAAUGAAACACUAUGCAGCCCUUAAAAAGAGGGAGGCAGCAGUUUCCAAACUGAUAAAGGAUUGUCAAAUAUAAGUAGGAAAAAACCAAGGUGCAGAACAAUGUAUAAAGUGGAAAAAGAU